AUGGACUCCUUCGACAAGAACAUUUCAUAUCCAAGGUAUGUCGCUCCAAAUGUUACCAAUCCGACUUGUCCUACGAAUGAUUCUACUGUAGAAAUGGUGGCCAAGGCUUCGGCUUAUUCCAUCAUUCUAGUUGUCUCCCUGGUUGGAAAUACCUUCCUUAUCCUGUCUAUUAGAAAGAACAAGCAAUCCCGAAAGUCAAUCCACUAUCUCGUUUUCAACAUGGCUGUGUCGGACUUAUUCAACCCAUUCACUCUCAUGCCCAUCCAUCUUGUUCAGAUCAUCUCAGGAUCAGUCUCCUGGAAGGUCGUCAGACCGUGGCUGCUGGGAAGCAUAUUAUGCAAACUUUCCUACUUUCUUAUAGAUGUGUCGCUGGUCGUUUCCAUUGAAAGCCUUUUGUUGAUAUCGGUAGACAGGUUCAUUGCUGUACUUUUCCCACUUAAAGCUAAGCUCAUCUCUUCAAAAGUGCGCCUUGUUGGCGUUUUAUGCACAUGGAUUGUCGCUAUUAUGGUCCACGCGCCCUAUUUCUAUGCGUACAAACUUACUCCAGAGGGUAAUGAAGUUGUUUGUAGGCUUAACUGGGGACCGGCAUUUGACCACGAGGAAACACACAAGGGGUUUGUCACGGCGACUUUCAUCACCUUCGUCCUCGUUCCUAUCGGAGUCAUGGCUAUCGUGUAUGGCACGAUAGCAUGGAAGCUGAAGAGAAGCAACAUCAAACAAAAACAGCAAUUGGGUUGUCGACACAAAUUGCGCGAUGAACAACGCAAGAAAAUUGUCCGAAUGUCGGUGGCUAUAAUAGUUGCUUUCAGUUUUUGCACGAUUCCUCUUUCUGUUUAUCUUUUCGCUCGGAUUUUUCUUUGGGAUAGGGGAUUGCCUCCCAUUUGCGCAUUUCAAACGGUGAUUCCAUUUGUGGUUGUUUUUUUGCUACAUUCGUGGAGCGCUGUAAAUCCGUGUGUUUGUCUCAUCUUCAACAGUAAGUACAGGAGUGGCUUAAGACAAAUUCCGUCAUUUCUCAGCAGUCAAAGGAUAUCUGCUAAUGAGCGGAGUAUUCGCAUGGAAACGAAAAAUUACACCAUUAACAAACGGUUGUCAAAAUAA
This is a messenger RNA of Pocillopora meandrina, 1098 nucleotides long. Lineage: Eukaryota; Metazoa; Cnidaria; Anthozoa; Scleractinia; Pocilloporidae. The record is from the annotation of a GenBank genome assembly.